Molecule: messenger RNA, 2228 nt
Organism: Elaeis guineensis (African oil palm)
Lineage: Eukaryota; Viridiplantae; Streptophyta; Magnoliopsida; Arecales; Arecaceae
Product: low affinity sulfate transporter 3
Biological process (GO): sulfate transmembrane transport
Cellular component (GO): membrane
Molecular function (GO): secondary active sulfate transmembrane transporter activity
Source: RefSeq, a predicted model, not a curated record
AUGGGGCCCUCAGCCAGUGAGUCUAGAUCUGCAGCAGAGAACGGUGUUGAAGAAUCAAAUCCACCAGAAAUUGUUAUAUCAGUGCUAAAUACUCCAGCUCCUCCUCCUCUAGGGCAUGAGCUCGCCUGGUCAAUAAGAGAGGGAAUUUUUCCUCGCAGAAACAAGUCAUCAUCACUGUUCAGACAUGUCAUUUCAGUAUUUUGUGGUUUAUUUCCCGUCCUCUCUUGGGGAAAGGAAUAUAAUGGAAAGACCUUUAGGAGUGACCUGAUGGCAGGCUUAACUCUUGCAAGCCUUGGCAUUCCACAGAGCAUUGGAUAUGCCAAUUUAGCCAAACUGGAUCCUCAGUAUGGCCUUUAUACAAGCGUCGUACCACCUCUAAUCUAUGCUGUGAUGGGGAGUUCGAGAGAAAUAGCUAUUGGUCCAGUUGCUGUUGUCUCUCUGCUCCUGUCCUCAAUGCUUCAGAAACUAGCAGAUCCACAGGUUGAUCCUGUGUCCUACAGAAAGCUGGUUUUCACUUCAACAUUUUUUGCCGGUAUCUUUCAAGCUGCCUUUGGAUUGUUCAGGCUGGGUUUUCUGGUGGACUUUCUUUCGCAUGCCGUCAUUGUCGGAUUCAUGGGAGGAGCUGCGAUUGUAAUUAGUCUGCAACAACUGAAAGGCCUACUUGGCAUCGCACACUUCACGACCAAAACGGAUGUAGUUUCUGUCAUAGAGGCUGUUUGGAAUGCAUUUCAUCAACAUUGGCACCCAGAAAAUUUCUAUCUUGGCUGUUCAUUCCUUGUUUUUCUCCUGAUCACCAGAUUUAUAGGAAGGAGAAAUAACAAGCUUUUCUGGCUGCCUGCCAUUGCACCAUUGAUCUCUGUUAUACUGUCAACUCUACUUGUUUUCAUGACAAGGGCAGAUAAACAUGGUGUAAUAACAAUACAACACAUAAAAGGAGGCUUGAAUCCAAGCUCUGCUAAACAGUUACAGUUCACUGGGCAAUAUGCGGCCGAAUGUGCAAAAGUUGGCCUGAUUUGUGCCAUCAUAGCUCUCACGGAGGCCGUUGCUGUUGGGCGAUCUUUUGCUUCAAUAAGAGGUUACCACCUGGAUGGAAACAAGGAAAUGGUAGCUAUGGGCUUCAUGAACAUUGCUGGGUCUUUGUCCUCUUGCUAUCUUGCAACAGGCUCUUUCUCUCGAACUGCUGUGAACUACAGUGCUGGAUGCAAAACAGCAGUCUCCAACAUUGUCAUGGCCAUCACAGUGUUUGCUGCAUUGGAAUUGCUCACAAGACUCUUAUACUACACUCCUAUUGCCAUCCUGGCUUCAAUCAUCCUUUCCUCCCUUCUAGGAUUAAUUGAUAUUGGUGAAGCUUAUGCCAUUUGGGAAGUCGACAAAGUAGAUUUCCUUGCUUGCCUAGGAGCAUUCUUUGGCAUACUAUUUGGUUCAGUGGAGAUUGGCCUUUUGAUUGCGGUUGCAAUCUCCUUUUCUAGGAUCAUACUGAACUUGAUUAGGCCACAAAUAGAAAUGCUGGGAAGAAUUCAAGGGACAGACAUCUUUUGCAGCAUUAAACAGUACCCAAUGGCUAACCAAGAAUCAGGCUUGCUGAUACUUCGGAUGGACUCUUCAUUCCUCUAUUUCGUCAAUGCCAAUAUGAUCAAAGAAAGGAUUGCAAAAUAUUGUGUGAAAGAAGGACAAGAUGAAAUAGAGGAGAAUCCCAAAGAAAGAAUCCAAUCAGUGGUCAUUGACAUGUCAAACGUUAAGAACAUUGACACCACAGGAAUUGCUGCAUUAGAAGAGUUGCACAAGAAGCUAGACACUCUUGGUAUACAGCUAGUUAUGGCCAACCCUGGGUGGCUGCUCAUUCACAAGAUGAAAUUGGCUAGUUUUGUGGACCUGAUUGGAGAGAAAUGGAUCUUCCUUACUGUGGGUGAAGCUGUGGAAGCAUGCCUUAAUGCCCAUAAAGACAAUGGCAAUAAUGGUUGAGUGAUCACCAUGCUCGAUUUAUCUGUUUCUAAAUGAAUGGCUACUUUAGGGCAGUAUAUAUCCCUUCGAAGGAGAUUUCAUUAGAAUUUCUUUCUCCAUCUAUCUAUCUAAAGAGUGAAAAAGCUUGGGAAUGUACAAAAGAUAUCUUGCCUGUAUGUGGAGAACUGUCUAAGGUUUAGUAUCUUGGAAUAUUUUAAUGAUGCUUAUGGCUUGCUAAUGUACAGUGGAUUAAUUUUAUAUUAGCUUUAGAAGGAAAGCCCAUUGUU